Molecule: messenger RNA, 1620 nt
Organism: Parnassius apollo (apollo)
Lineage: Eukaryota; Metazoa; Arthropoda; Insecta; Lepidoptera; Papilionidae
Source: the annotation of a GenBank genome assembly
AUGAAGCAAUGGCAGCCGGCUCUGUGCUUCGUUGUGAUGCAGAUGAUGCUGGCAAACUCCAUAAUUACCACCACAUCAAUACCAAAACCGCAAAAAUUUGGACAAAUACUAAAACCAUCUUUACUAAGCCCUGCACUGAAUUGGAAUGGACGGACUAAAUCAAGCGCAAAAGAAAAUUCAACAAAAGAUAUGGGUGAACAAACCGGAUCCAGUGAAACGACAUCAACACCGAGAACUAUGUUAAUACCAGUUUAUGACCGUUUACAAUCUACUAAAAGAAUAAUUCAGCCUUACAAAACACAGUUUUAUCUCGAAACAAUUGACAUGAGCCCAAAAAAACCAGAGCCCAUUACUAAACUCUCCACAAAGGCUAAUGGCAUCGCUGCUGAUGCACUUUUGAGUGCUGAACUUGAUUUAACUAAAGUUACUUCGAGUAAAAUCACAAGUUUGAAAACAUUGCAAACACAAACUCGCACUAGUGUUAUGUGUGUGAAUUAUGGUCAUUAUGAUCAAAAAGAAAGUUUUCAUUUCGAUGGCUUUCAUCCAUCGAUGCAUCAUCCAUCAAUGCAUCAUCCACCUUCAUUUCAGGACAGUUACUCUGAAAUGCCUGAGAUGAUGCAUCCAAUACAGCACGCCGCUCUUCCGCGAGGUCUAAAAGCUUACCCAUUGCCACUAGAAGGCUCUGAUCACGAGCUUCAGUUAAACGUCACCUGGCUGCCUAAUAUAGGACCACCGGUAUCGGACUAUUCACUGGAGGUGCGUAGCGUCACCGACACCGUAGAUUGCAUGACGCCAUUGUGCUACGAAUACAACAUUCCAGGGAACUCACUGUGGUGGGUUGUUCCACCUUACCCUAGUCCCGUAGCAGAAAGCUGCGCGGUGAGACCCGGCUGUGAAUACGUCGUUCGGCUGAUUGCUCACCCGUGGGACGGACACACCUCAGCCAAUCUGAACGUCCAGUUAGAUGAGUGUGUGGCGGGCGUUUGUUCGUGCGCGCACGCUCCGCGCCUGCCGACGCCCCGCGUCGCCGCCCGCGCUGUGUCGGUCCACGGGGAACUCUUCGUGAACGUCACCUGGGACUUGCCCCCGCCUCCGUUUCCGUACAGACUUCCGUCUGGCCUUAAGAAACAAUAUUUUUUCGUCAGUCUCGGCAAGCAAAUGGUCUCCGAUGCACAUCCGUCGCCAUGGUUUGCCCACUCUACUUCACGGAGAGUAGACAUCGACACCCCGGUGACAGUUCCGGAAGAGCCUCGAUGGAUAUUGCUCCCCACUGUCGAGCGGAGCGGGGAGCGGGGCGGGGGGCGAAGUGCUGGACGCCAGCAAAGUAUUAUGCUUGACGUUAAAUUACUUGCAAGAGUCAAUUUAAUCGACGAGCGUGGAUGUGUUGGACCGGCUGGAAACGCUACCGCUUAUGAUCCUACUGAAGCCAAAAAAAUCACCUACACAAGUUACGCAAUUUGGGCGAUAUUAGGUGGUGUUUUUGUGCUGGCGAUGAUAACGUUAUUGGCUGUGAGCGCACGCAUAGUCAAGCGGGUGUUAAACAUUUUCCGCCCCGCUCCCGCUGCCGCUUCGCUUGAGCCACUGCGUAACAACCCGAUCUGGUUCCCACUUUCCAGGUGA